This is a messenger RNA of Papaver somniferum (opium poppy), 1551 nucleotides long. RefSeq lists its product as uncharacterized. The coding region runs from base 1 to 1551 and encodes 516 amino acids. NCBI's taxonomy places the organism in Eukaryota, Viridiplantae, Streptophyta, Magnoliopsida, Ranunculales, Papaveraceae. The record is from RefSeq and is a predicted model, not a curated record. The transcript is spliced from 2 exons.
AUGUUAAACGGAUCUCCUGGUCAACUUUUUAAUCCAAGUAGAGGAAUUAGGCAAGGUGAUCCAUUAUCAACUUACCUAUUUAUUCUGGCAAUGGAAUCCUUCUCUAGAAAAUUGACAUUCUGUGAAGAUUCAAAUCAGUUACCAGGAGUAAAAAUAAGAAUUAAUCAUCUUUUAUUUUCGGACGAUUGCUUAUUGUUUUGCAAAACCAACAGAACUCAAGCUUUGAAGAUACUAGAAAUGAUUGCAGAAUUCAGCACAUGCUCCAGACAGAUGAUCAACUUCAGCAAGUCAUUUGUCUACUUCAGCAAAAAAAUGGACCCAGAUGUUUGCAAUGAACUUGCUGGUAUUAUAAAUGUCAACCAGAUGAACCUUAAUGAGAAAUAUUUAGGUCUUCCUUUCUUCAUUGGCAGAAAUAAGAGAGUUUCUUUCUCUACUAUAGUGGAUAAAAUGAAGGUUAAUCUUGAUGUUUGGAAGGCAAUAAACUUAUCAGAAGAAGGUAGGACAGUUAUGGUGAAGAACGUUCUUAACUCAAUCCCUGUUUACCAUAUGACUUCUUUUAAAUUGCCAGAAACUACUAUAUCCAGUAUAAAUUCGGCUCAAACAAGUUUUUGGAAAAGAAAAAAGAACAUCAGGGGUUUGCGUCUUAUUUCAAAAAAUCACCUUUGUAGACACAAGCAUGAUAGAGGACUUGGAUUCAGAGAUAUGCAUCUUUUUAAUAAAGCUUUACUCGUUAAAUCUAUCUGGAGACUGUGUACCAGAGAGGAUGAAGUUUGGGCCAAAACACUUGGAGCUAAAUAUUUCAGCAAUGGAGAUCUUUUUAAUGUUGAAGAAAAACAAGACUCUUCAUGGAGUUGGAAAAGCAUCGGUUCUGAGUUAAAGGACAGACUAAUUUGGAAAUUGGAGAAGAACGGGCGUUUUACUGUAAAAUCGGCCUACAAGAAACUCUAUGAGGAUAAAUACAACUUUGCUUUUACAAACCCUGCUAUGAGAAAUAUAUGGAUCAAACUUUGGAGACUUCCGGCCUUUCCAAGAGUACAACACUUCUUAUGGAAAUGCCUUUCAAACACUCUUGCUACCAGAGAAAAACUUUCUAUGAGGAUCAGUGAUAUAGAAGCUAACUGUCCGGUGGGUUAUAGUACAAUUGAAACAGUUACUCAUAUUAUCUUGCACUGUGACUUUGCAAGAGCAGCUUGGUUAGCUUUAGGCUGCAAUUCUGCUGUACCAAGUGAUCUUAAUAACUGGAUAAUGGAUUGGUUUAAGGAAGGAAUAGAGGAAAAUAUUGCAGACAAAGAGAUCGCCAAGAGAGCCACCAUUGCUUGGAGUCUUUGGACUGAAGAAUGUGAGGUGGUGUUCCAGCAAAAAACUAUUAACAUCCAUGGGUUUAUAGCAAGAACAAGAGCUACUCUAUCCUCUUUAACUCAGUCUGCUGCUAAUACAAUCACUACUUCAUUACAGAAUAGUGAUAUCGGGAUAAGUAGACAAAACCUAACUUGGACUCCACCUGCUACAGAUUUUCUUACUUGUAAUUGUGAUGAUCUUUUCAUGCUUUAA